AUGUGCUUCUGUGAUCUGUAGCUGUUUGACACUAUAUCCACUAUUGGCCUCAAAGCAAAGUAGCAGUGAAUCACCACAGAGAUCUUGUCAUCCUCGGAAACAACAGUUUAUUGGCAAACCAGCAUUUCACAGCUCAUACUCGUCAGAGCUUCCUGUGUGGUGUGCAGAGUUUGUCGGUUUGAUCAGGAGGAGCGCAGACUGACACGACUCUUCUCGCAGCUAAAGCUAAACAAGCAGAACCAGUGAUCGAAAUGUCAAACCCAGUGGUGACCCAUCAACCAGGUGCAGGUGGCUAUGGGACAAAUGUCCAAACAGGGCAGUGGAGCACUGGCCUGUGCUCCUGCUGCAGCGACUUCUUAGUCUGUGCUGUUGGUUGCCUCUGUCCAAUGGCAUUGAGCUGCUAUACAGCAAAUAAGUACGGAGAAAACUGCUGCUUGGGUUGUGUGCCAGGAGGCAUAACAGCAAUGAGGACUCACAUGAGACUGACCUAUGGUAUUCAGGGGACAGUAUGCAACGACGCCUUGAUGACAUUUUUCUGCGGACUUUGUGAGGUGUGCAGAAUGGCACGAGAAAUCCGCAUCAGGAAUGGAGAAGUUUCAUCAUAACAGCCCUAAAGGAUUCUGACCCACUAUGUGUCUUUUUCAUAUAGUGAUUACCCCUUCCAUUCUUCCUUUUUUCUUGAUCAAAUAAUUUGUUUAUUGCUUUUAGGAAACUUAGCUAACAACAAAGACAGAGAAACUUAUGCAAUUCAGAAUGUAUUAAAUGUAAUCUUUUCUGUAGCCUUGUAUUGUAUGUAUACCUGUGUGAAUAAAAUUAAUUUUAAAUGAA
This is a messenger RNA of Thunnus maccoyii (southern bluefin tuna), 828 nucleotides long. RefSeq names its product cornifelin homolog. Gene Ontology annotation, cellular component: cornified envelope. Bases 252 to 605 code for a protein of 117 amino acids. The record is from RefSeq and is a predicted model, not a curated record. The transcript has 4 exons. NCBI's taxonomy places the organism in Eukaryota, Metazoa, Chordata, Actinopteri, Scombriformes, Scombridae.